Messenger RNA from Calidris pugnax (ruff), 1302 nucleotides. It is a transcript of the gene STBD1, whose product is annotated as starch binding domain 1. Gene Ontology annotation, cellular component: membrane. The coding region runs from base 180 to 833 and encodes 217 amino acids. The transcript has 2 exons. NCBI's taxonomy places the organism in Eukaryota, Metazoa, Chordata, Aves, Charadriiformes, Scolopacidae. The record is from RefSeq and is a predicted model, not a curated record. Gene Ontology annotation, molecular function: starch binding; glycogen binding.
CGAAGGACGAAGCAGCCGCGGCCAAAGAAGGUGUUCUGGGGAGCGAUGAGCAAACGCUGCUGGAAGGCAAGGCUGCUGCCCUGUCCAGCUCUUGGAAGGCAGGAGAAGAUCUGGUGGCUGUACCGAGGAAAGAGCUUAACCAUGUUCCAAGCGGUGGAGCUUCAGGCAAACCUCUGGAGAUGGAGCAGCUGCUCCCAAAGCAGAGCGUCACCGACUCCAGGGAGCAUCCAGCUGAUGGGCACGGCGGCCAGGCAGGCAAGUUGAGACCCCAGACGGGACAGACAAGUGAUGGAUGGAGCGUGAUGAACUUGGUAGGAGCCUCUGGUGAUGUUUGUAAGGACAGAAGCAAGGAGCAGCUGGGUCAGCCAGCUGAGGGUAUGGACCAUGAAGAGUGGGAAGAUCUCUCCGAGCACCUGGCCUGGGGGGAGGCUGGCAAGAACGGCAGCGUGGAAGAUCCUGACAGCAAGGAAUGGGAACAAGGAGACUGCCCCGAUGGGGACCUGAAAGCAAAGAGGGUUGCUGCUGUGCCCCCCAUGUUUCAAAAUAUCCACGUGACUUUCCGCAUCCACUACAUCACCCACUCUGACGCUCAGCUGAUCGGUGUUACUGGUGACCACGAGUGUCUCGGCCAGUGGCACAGCUACGUUCCCCUCAAGUAUGACAAGGAUGGCUUCUGGUCCGAAUCCAUCAGUCUGCCAGUGGACACCAAAGUGGAGUGGAAGUUUAUCCUGGUGGAGAACGGGAAGGUCAGACGGUGGGAAGAAUGCGGUAAUAGGACCCUGGUGACUGAACACGAAGACAAAAUUGUUCAUCGGUGGUGGGGACACCAUUAAUGGGAUUUUGGAAGCUGCUAAUCUGAUGGCAAACCUGCUUAGUUUAAUCACAGAGCCCCUAAACUUUUACCCCUUUUUCAGUAGAAGACCUUCUCAAGUGCAGAGCUCUGUAAAUCCCGUAUAAAACCUGGUUAAACUGCGUGACCAGCCGAUCUCUGCCAUCCCCUUUAGGAAAUCAUUUGGCAACCUGAGAAACCAACUCCAAGCGUGUUCUGAAGAUGCUCAAGGUAGGCUAUGAAGGCACGAGCAGCAUUCCAAGCAGCUGUCUGUCUAGGGAAAUCUGGACCCUGGACUUGAGUUCGUGUUGCUUUGAGUGGGGCUAUGGGAUGCAUCUUUGUACCGACUGCUUAGGGCUUUGGCAGCUUACUAGGAAGCGUGGUUACCUACACUGUAGUAGGAACUGAAGUGUUUUAACUUAUGUAAUGUAUUAAGUAAACAAUAAACACUUUCAGACCGACGGUCCCUUACA